Molecule: messenger RNA, 6302 nt
Organism: Numida meleagris (helmeted guineafowl)
Lineage: Eukaryota; Metazoa; Chordata; Aves; Galliformes; Numididae
Gene: IPMK
Product: inositol polyphosphate multikinase
Exons: 6
Coding region: 153-1472 (439 amino acids)
Biological process (GO): inositol phosphate biosynthetic process
Cellular component (GO): cytoplasm; nucleus
Molecular function (GO): inositol tetrakisphosphate kinase activity; inositol-1,4,5-trisphosphate 3-kinase activity
Source: RefSeq, a predicted model, not a curated record
GGGGUGGGCGGCACGAUACGGCUCGGCUCGGCACGGCAGGGAGCGGGGUGAUGGAGCCGCGGGACCUCGCCGCUCGCGCCCUGGCACGCAGCGCCCGCUGAGCCCCGCCCGGCGCAGCGCCGCCGCUGCUCGCCUCCCCUCCCCCUCGGGAAAUGGCCACGGAGCCCCCGCGGCCGGCGCCACCCGCGGCCGGGCACCCCGAGGGCGGGUGCGGGCGCUGCGCGGGCGGCGGGCGCGGCGAGGCGGAGGAGGCCGCGGCCCAGCAGGCGGGAGGCGCCGCCCCGGGCCCCGCGGUGGCCGUGCUGCCGGCGGCGGCGGGGGGCCGGCGGCGGGGGCUGAACGGCUGCGUGCCGCUGUCGCACCAGGUGGCCGGGCACAUGUACGGCAAGGAUAAAGGCGGUAUACUGCAGCAUCCGGAUGGGACUGUCCUGAAGCAGCUGCAGCCCCCACCUCGAGGUCCCAGGGAGCAGGAGUUCUACAACAAGGUUUAUGACUCCGACUGUUGCGACAGCGUUCUUCUGGAGCUGCGAGAGUAUCUGCCAAAAUACUUCGGUGUCUGGUCACCACCUACUGCACCAAAUGAUAUGUAUCUGAAACUGGAAGACGUGACCCGUAAGUUUAAUAAGCCGUGCAUAAUGGAUGUAAAAAUAGGGCAGAAAAGUUAUGAUCCAUAUGCUUCAGCGGAGAAGAUCCAGCAGCAGGUCAGCAAGUACCCGCUGAUGGAAGAGAUUGGCUUCCUGGUACUCGGCAUGAGGGUUUACCAUGUCUCUACUGACAGCUAUGAGACACAAAACCAGCACUACGGGAGGAGCUUGACGAAGGAAACAGUGAAGGAUGGCAUCUCAAAGUUCUUCCACAAUGGGCACUGCUUGAGAAAAGAUGCGAUCGCUGCCAGCAUUCAGAAGAUUGAAAAGAUUUUGAAGUGGUUUGAGGGCCAGAAGCAGCUCAACUUUUAUGCAAGCUCGUUGCUGUUUGUUUACGAGGGCUCAAGUCAGACACCAACCGUGCGGCUGAGUGACGUCACCUUGGCGGAGAAGAGAGGAGUGCCCAAAGGACUGUUAUCAGGUGGAGACAUACUGGAGUAUAAUAAUAACAUUCAUGUCAUAAGUUCUACCGAGAAUGGAAAAAUUGAGGCCUCUGUCAGUAAAGGCUUGUCCAAAUUUUAUGCACUUCACAAAAAGGCAUACUCAAAGAGGCACCACAGUCAGCUCUCGCUAAAAGUUGAAAGCUUGGAGCAAGACAAUGUGUGGAAAAGCAGCACUUGCAUCGCACAGGAGCAUCUGAAUGGAAAUGUUAUACCGCAACUGGAAAAAGUUUUCUGUCACAUGCCAGCAGAGAUCAAGGAAAGCGCAAAUGUAGAAGUCCGAAUGAUAGAUUUUGCUCACGUGUUUCCCAGCAACACAAAGGAUGAGGGCUACGUUUAUGGUCUGAAAAAUUUAAUCACAGUACUUAAAAAUAUUUUGGAUAACUAGAUUCUUUGUUAUGGUUUUUACUGGGGGCCAACAAAAGAAGAGCAACAACAUGAAGAAUUUCUGCACUUGUAAUGCUGUAUAACUGGGUUUGUAUUGUUCUACUAUAUCUAAUUUGUCUUUGUACUUUUGGUAGAAGGGUUUAACUUUUUAUAAUCUCACUCAGGAAAAUAGGUGAUAGUGAACUGGGGAGUGUGAAAGGGUGAAGAUACUUGAGAUUAAGCAGGAUAGGUAAAUUAGCAGGGUGAAAUGUGUGUGGUUGGCUUAAAUCCAAGCCGUACCGUUGUACAAUAAGGAGGGGUUGUGUUAGUUCCCAUAAGGACUUGAGCUUAGGUAACGUUUGCCCACUUAGCCUUGAGACUGAGCCAUAUCUCCAUUAACAGGUCUUUAAAAAAUGGACUGAAAACUGUACAGUACAGGACUGGCAUCCUCAGUACUGCCCUCUUGUGUUUACUAUGUUGGAAUAACUGGAGUUAACCCUACUUGGUGAAAAAUCCCAUUUAGAUUCAGUUCUCUGACCCAGGAACCAGCGUAUCCAAAAGCGUUUCUGGGUGUAGCAGGGCGGUAGCGCUGUGCUUUUAGCACUGAUGUAGGCGCUUCCCCUCCUGCUGGCUGUUGGUAGCUGGUGGUCAUAGCUGACAAGCUGCAACGCUGUUUGUGUGAGGUGCUAAGGAAAUGCUGGACUAAACUGUGGUAACAGUCUUAAGCUGCACAACUGCUAGAGAAACUUUGUUUUGAGAAAGAGUGAAUUAAAAAAAAAAGAAAUGAAUGCAAGAUAUUUCAGGAGCUAACUUGGUUUAGGAGAGAAGGUCAAUCUGUUAAUGGAGUGUGUGAUGUUGCUCCUUUGUUCUGAUGGCCCUUUUCCAAAAGCAUUGCUUCUAGAAGCAAACUAACUGAACGGAGAUACAAAACGUUUUGGGAUAGCAUACAGAGAUGUCCUCAAGCUGUUUGCCACUUGUGUAUUUGCAAGAAGUGAUUCAGAUUUCCACUGCCGAGGAGCACCAGCUGGGAGCAACGCAGCGAGGGGCCGUGUGCUGCCAAGAGCCAGCGCAGCCCGGAGCGGCCCGACAGAACCUCAGCUAAAGCCAUCUUCAUUUAUUUAUUUAUUCAUUUUAUUUUUUUCCCUAAUUGGCGCGCAGACAAGUUGUAUGAUUUGAAAAUUGUCCCACUCCCUUUUUUUUUUCCCCCCACAGGAAAAAGUAAGAAUUUAGGUUUCAUGUGAAUGUUUGAGAUGGGGACGGUGAUGCUCUCUGUACUUUGCACGUGGCUGUCCUAAUGUGCAUAUACAGGCAGCUAUACCAAAGUGAUGAUGGAGAAUUCAUGCCAUAUAUAAAGAAAGAUUUUAAUGCUUUAAGCAAGCUCCACAAGUCAACGUUUUUAGAAUGGAUUUAGUCCUUGGAAACAUGCAGCUUUUAAAUGUGGACUCAGCGUGACAGUGUGGCCUUGCUGCUCUCUCUGAAUGAUGUUCUGCACUAUGCACUCAUCUGUGUACACAUUCUUACGAGUUCUCAGUUUGACAUCUGUUUUCUUUUUUUGAACAAAUGCUCUGCUUUAAAUAAAGUUGAAGCUAAAGCUCCUUUUUAGAUCCUGGGUUAAUUGGAAAGAAACAGGGUAUUGUGUAGAACUAACAUGAUUUGUAACAUUUUUUUAGAUGUUAAAGCUAAUAUUGGCCAAUACAUUGAAGAAUCAAAACAGCAAGGAGAUGGUUUUGAAGCAUGGGGGAGGAUGCUUGCAGGUGGAGCAGUGAGAUCAUGUUAAAGUUAUUCUGCAAAUUCUGGUGAUGGCAGAGGGGAAAAUAUUGGGAAGAUCGAGUGUUUCUUCCAGCUGGUAUUUCCACUGCACCGUGUUGUUAAUGUGUUCCCAACUCUCUGUGAACUAACUUAGCCAUAUUCUAGGAAGAGUUUGUGGUUUUGCUGGGUGUAAUGCUGGUUUUUGUGUUAUGGUUUAGAUGUUUUAUCCCAUGAAUAGACAACACUAGAAUAGUCAAGGCUGGUAGUGGCCAUGUAACUGUAGACUCACAAUGCUUUUAUAGAAAAUACAGGGGAAAACAUUUCUACUCCUGAUUUUUUUUCCACCGUAAUUCAUCUCUCCUGGAUUUUAAUCCAUUUUUGUGCCAGAGAAAUCGGACAUCUGCCUCAAAGGAGUCAGUUAUUGAAAGUGAUCUAUAUGCUCUCAGUGUAAGCGUGUUCUCCUGUCUCUGCAUUAAGAUAAAUGUCUUCAGUGUUUGAAUGCUCUUUAAGUAUUGAUUGUUGUGUUGACUAUGGCAGUGUUUGUAAUGCACCUGGAAUAUUGUUAAACUGUCAGAUUAUUUUGAAUAAAAAAAAGUAAAAUAAUUUUAUCAGUUUUUUUUAACCGGUAGUUAUUAUGGAUGUAUUUCUGUUAAUUUAAAAUGUAGCUUGAGAGAUAACAGUAUUUUUAAUUGGAAGUUGUGUAAAUAAAGCGUGCUGUAGAGGUGUUUUGGCAUAGUACCAAAUGUGAGUUUUAAGCCCACGGCAGCAUUCUAUUCACAUUGUUCUUGCACACUGUAGAUUUGGUGUUUGUCGUGUCUUGUACCUGGUCAGAUCAGUUUGUUUUCAGUUACAGUUGGAGCUGUAUUCACAGAAGUAAUAGGAGAAUGCAAACUUAGCACUAAACAUAUGCAUUGCCUCUGAGCUCUCUCCCUGCCAGUGACACCCCUGGUUUGUUGUCCACGCAACACGUACAGGACUGGCAGCAGAUCUGUGGUCAUGUCCACAGGCUCGUGGGUAUUUCUGUCCGACAAAACUGAAAGCAGGUUCCUUCCCUGGGCUGGUGUGGGAUUCGAGUGCUGCUGUCGCUGAUGAAACCUGUUUUCAUUUUAAGCAAUAAGAGAGAGAUUGAGUAGAAUCAAUUGUCAAAAGGGAAAAUUUGUGUUGUUGUUCACGUCUUCUCGAAGAAUAUACUUAUUCUGAAGACUUUCUACCUAGGUGAUAAUGAGAACUGUGUAUAGGCUUACCUAAGGAGAGUUUGAAUUGUAUACGUUUUUAUAAAAAAGCAUUUACAUAUAUGGUAUUUUUGGAUAUGGGUGGAAUUUGCUGCAUAAAUUACAUUGGAAAAUUAUUAUACCAUUAUGAAACAUUGAAAGUAUUUUAACCAAAUCAUUGUAAGAACAAAAAUGGAGACUUUACAUGUAUCUGUGGUUCACAUCAAACUUGUACCAUUUUCUAUUUUUCUGCUGUAACGCGUAGCCAGAAUGUUCUGUAACUCUACAGAUUUGUGGAGGAUUUUCCAAGUCUCAAUCAGUAGCUACUCCCUUUAGUUUGAUUAACAAAGUACAUGUGGUUUUGUUCUUAAAAGUAAUUUCAGUGUGUUAUUCCUCUGGGGCCCCGAGAGAAGCAUUCCUCACCUGCAGAGAGCUCCCACUGGGGUGAGUGUGGAUCAUGUGGGGCUGUGGGUGGGACUCACCACACGUAGCAGCGACAAAGGGAAGGCAUGGCCUGCACUGCCGUGUCACCAGUGGCGUUUACAGCUUGAACUUAGAAACCAUCGCCACUGCUUUUUCACUUCACAAAGUGAAGUAUUGUCAAGUGUUAGACAGUGGUAGGUUAGAGACUCAUACUUGCUGUUCCAAGUUCGGUUGUUCAUUCUCUCCCCUGUGUUUUUUCCAUUAAGCUUUCCUCUGGAGUGCCUUCUUCAGUCCUUGCCCUGGGACCACGGGUGACCUCCUGUAGCAUCUUUGUGGAGCGAUUUAAAACAAAGUGUUGAUUUCCUAAAAACAAAACUGCUCAUGCCCUGUAACUGCUCUUAAGGGGUGGGUAUUGAAAAACACCAUCAAAAUGCCUCAGAAAACACGGGAAAUGCAAUUUCCCUUUCCUACUUUUUAGCGUGAAAAAGUAGGAGUGGCAUUUUAGCACAGAACGUGCUUGGAUUGGAGAGUGGAUAGUAGGUUUUGUGAAAUUUGCUUGUGUGUGUUUUCCAGAGAAUAUUCUGGGGGCAAGGUGAGUGACAGCUGAACUGUGCAUGAGAUUUUCUUACUGCAAUCAAUGCUGAGGUUUGGUUUAAGGCAGCGCAGGGGGAGUGUGCUGCCUUUGGUGUGUUUGUGGCCAUCUGCAAGUGAAAGCUGCAGAGCAGGUUGCCCACAAAAGGACACAUGUAAUUAUUCCAGCAGUGUUUGAGAGGGCGAAAAUGAAAAAAGCGAAGGAGUUCAUGGUGGAAAAUAGUCUUCAGGAAACAUCUUUUCCUGUGGUCUUGUUUGCUGGAGAUGGGCCCCCAUGUAUUUGGAGUUUAAUUUCUGUGUUGUACAACAUUCAACAGAAAACAGUCACCAAGAACAAAGGUACUUUAAAAAAUAAAACCCCUUAAUUUGAAUUGUGUACAUUGGUUCAAAAAAAAUUUUUUUUUCUAAAUAAAAUAACUGAAAUGACUUAUGAACUGACUUCUAAACAUGUGUAUUGCACCUGACUAUGAUGAAACCAGAGUGCACAAAGGCACUUUAAUACUCUGGGAACUGUACUGGAAGAUAAACGAAAGCAUGUGAAAUUGCACCUGAUGCUGUGUCGUUAAUUGUUUUUAAAAUCUAAAGUUCUACAUUUAUUAUGCUUGAUGGAUGAAUGUAUCAAGUCUGGUCUCAGUUUCUUUAAUUCAAGAGUCUAAUGCCGUCACUCCGUCUCCUCUGAUUUUUGUGUUUGUCCAUAAUUUCAUUUGCUAUCUUUGCCAUUAUUGGACUGCAGGGGGUAUUGUUAAUAUUACAUGUCUUUAUUUUAUAGAACAUUGUACUAUGCUAUCUACCAACUUUUGUAAUUUAAUUAUAAUUGAUACUUAGGGUAAUUCUAAUAGCUGUAUAUUUGGCAAAAUAUUAAAAUUUUCUGCAAGUGA